AUGGCUCGUCUUAGGGAAUGCAUUACUGUUGAUAACAAUGAUUUCACCCGAAUGUCUCCGGAAGUGGAGUGGACUCGUCAACUUACCCCACUAACUACUUCUUACGGUAUGGGCCAAGUUCUGCAAGCCGUGCUUGAAAAUGGUUCCAAGCCUUCACCUGAAGGUUGGUAUUUUUCACGUCCUUUUUCUCAAGUUACUUACAUUUCUAGACUGACCUUUUCCUUUUUUCAUAGUGCUGAAUAUAAGAGUUAUAUUGCCUCGAACUGUCUAAAGAGUAAAUGGAGAAAUGGCCUUGCAAAUGCAUUUAAAAGUGUAAUGACAAGAAAUGAGUUCAAAGGCGUUGCAGCGUUACCGUGCGGCUUACUGUGUUCGCAUCUACCAAUGCUUAGUGAUUUAUUUUAG
Angiostrongylus costaricensis is the source of this 402-nucleotide messenger RNA. The record is from the annotation of a GenBank genome assembly. NCBI's taxonomy places the organism in Eukaryota, Metazoa, Nematoda, Chromadorea, Rhabditida, Metastrongylidae.